Messenger RNA from Vitis vinifera (wine grape), 2141 nucleotides. Its product is annotated as beta-glucosidase 40. Lineage: Eukaryota; Viridiplantae; Streptophyta; Magnoliopsida; Vitales; Vitaceae. Gene Ontology annotation, molecular function: beta-glucosidase activity. Gene Ontology annotation, biological process: carbohydrate metabolic process. The transcript has 13 exons. The coding region runs from base 344 to 1861 and encodes 505 amino acids. The record is from RefSeq and is a predicted model, not a curated record.
AGCUAUAAAAGAAGAAAGCAAUGGGCUUUAGAGUAAAGCAAGCUGACGCCCAAAAGCAAAGCUGCCUCUGCCUCACCCUUUGUUUAUUCGUCUCUGUAUGAAGUAUGAACUCGUACCAGUGUGAAUCCAAGACUUGAUAUUUCCCAGCGCCCACCACCACCACUAUCACUACCGUUAUCGCCACCAUCUUUUUUGUUUUUUUUCCUCAACCACUCAUCUCGCUUUGUCCCACCACUCAUUUCUUGUCUUCCAAUCUCAAUCUACUCUUUCUAUAAAUCAUAUUAAGCGCUCUGAGCACCACAAUUUGUAGAUCUCUUUCUCUCUGAUCCGAGUGCAGAAAGCAAUGGCGUUCGGGAGAUUCAUCUGUUUGUUCACAGUUGCGGCCUUUCUGGUGUCGCUUCGACCAUGCCUAUCGGAAAAUAUCACCAGAGGAAGCUUCCCGAAGGGGUUCGUCUUCGGGACUGCCUCUUCUGCUUUCCAGUAUGAAGGAGCCGUGAAAGAGGAUGAAAGGGGGCUGUCCGUGUGGGACAAUUUUUCUCAUACAGCUGGCAAGAUACUUGACUUCAGUAAUGCAGACGUAGCUGUGGACCAUUACCACCUAUACCCUGAUGAUGUACAACUCAUGAAGAACAUGGGAAUGGAUGCCUACAGAUUUUCCAUAUCCUGGUCCCGGAUUUUCCCUGAUGGAACCGGGAAAAUAAAUCAGGCAGGAGUCGACCAUUACAAUAGGCUCAUCAAUGCCUUAAUAGCAGAAGGGAUUGAACCAUAUGUGACACUGUACCAUUGGGACCUCCCUCAAGCUUUGCAAGACAAAUACAAUGGAUGGCUGGACCCCCAGAUCAUAAAGGACUUUGCCCUCUACGCUGAGACAUGCUUUCAGCAGUUUGGUGACAGGGUGAAGCACUGGAUCACAUUCAAUGAACCACACACCUUCACAGUCCAAGGCUAUGAUGUAGGGCUGCACGCACCAGGCCAUUGUUCCAUCCUCCUCCGCCUCUUCUGCAGGGCUGGAAACUCUGCAACUGAGCCUUACAUAGUUGCACACCAUGUUCUCCUCUCCCAUGCAACUGUGGCAGAUAUAUACCGAAAAAAGUACAAGGCUAAGCAGAUGGGAUCGCUUGGUGUGGCAUUUGAUGUUAUCUGGUUUGAGCCGAAGACGAACUCUACAGAGGACAUUGAAGCAACUCAAAGAGCUCAGGAUUUUCAGCUGGGCUGGUUCAUCGAUCCUCUGAUGUUUGGGGAUUAUCCAAAGUCCAUGAAAUAUAGAGUAGGAAGCCGGUUGCCAAACUUUACCAGAGAUGAGUCUACUCUCCUUAAAGGGUCUUUGGAUUUUGUUGGCAUAAACCACUACACAACAUUUUAUGCAGAAAGCAAUGCAACCAACUUGAUUGGGUUUCUACUCAACGAUUCCCUGGCAGACAGCGGGGCCAUUACCCUUCCUUUCAGCAAAGAUGGACAACCUAUAGGAGACAGGGCAAAUUCCAUCUGGUUGUAUAUAGUACCUCGUGGGAUGAGAAGCUUAAUGAAUUACAUCAAGCAAAAGUAUGGGAAUCCUCCUGUCAUUAUCACUGAAAAUGGGAUGGAUGAUGGAAACAAUCCAUUGACUCCUAUUAAAGAUGCUUUGAAGGAUGACAAAAGGAUCAAAUACCACGAUGACUACCUGCAGAGUUUGCUGGCUUCCAUUAAAGAGGACGGGUGCAAUGUGAAAGGGUAUUUUGUAUGGUCUCUGUUAGAUAAUUGGGAGUGGGGAGCUGGAUUCACUUCGAGGUUUGGUCUCUUCUUUGUGGAUUAUAAGGACAAGCUCAAGAGAUACCCCAAGAACUCUGUUCAAUGGUUCAAGAACUUCCUGAAUUCUCCCUAAAAAUUGAGAAAAGAUAAAAUAAAAUAAUGAAGGUAUUGAAACCACACAUUUUAAAAUUGAAUGUAGAGGAGCUGCUAAAAUUUGCAGCUUCUGUUAUGUCAUUUGUAACAAAAUGUGUUGGUUUUAGUGCGUUCAGUUCAGGUGGUUUCUGCACAAAAUGUUGUUUGGAAGAAGUUGCAAGGGCAGAGGUUAAUGUGUCAAAUGCCGCCACAUGUUAAAAUCUCAUUUGUGCCUUUUGAAAUUUCAUGAAAAUAAAGCCUACAUAAAUUAUGAAUGUAAA